AAUCUAUUCUUGUUAAACUUAUUUAAUUAUGUGAAUUAUUAAUUCUUUGAUUUGCAUCUUACAUUUUUCUUGUUCGAUCUGAUCAUGGCUGCAGCAAGAGAGCAAGAGAUAAUUUCCACUGAGAUUGUGAAUACGGGUAUCGAAGAUUCGGGCCCAUAUGCAGGCUCAUUGAAUUUCUCCGUCAGGGUCCGCCAUGGCCUCCCUAAUUUCUUGAAUUCUGUUAACUUAAAAUACGUGAGGCUUGGUUAUGGCUAUCUCCUUUCUCAUGGCUUUUACCUCUUCACUGCACCAUUUUUCAUUUUGAUACUCAGUGCUGGAAUCGCCAAGCUCACCUGGAAUGAUUUCUUCCCCCAAUAUGACCUCUCUCUUACUCUAUUAAUUUUCGGAUUGCUCGCCUUCAUUGUUUUUCUUUGUCUUCAUCUAAUCCCUCGCUCAAUUUAUUUAGUCGAUUUCGCUUGUUAUCGUCCGCCGAAUCAACUCAAGAUUUCAAAGGAAGAAUUCAUGGUACUAGCAAGAAAAUCAGGCAACUUUAAUGAGGCUGCCCUGGAAUUCAAGCAACAAGUUCUCAAAAAUUCCGGAAUUGGAGAUGAAACUUACCUGCCUAGAAAAGUUUUUUGCCCCGGUUACAAGCCAAAUUUAAAGGAUGGUCGAGAGGAGGCAGCAAUGGUAUUUUUCGGGGCCAUUGAUGACCUUCUUGCAGCCACCAAAAUCCGGCCAAAGGAAAUCAAUAUCCUCGUCGUCAACUGCGGAGUUUUGAACACUACGCCAUCACUCUCUUCAAUGAUAAUAAACCAUUACAAAUUUAGACAUAAUAUUAACAGCUUCAAUCUUGGUGGCAUGGGCUGCGCAGCAGGAAUUAUCGCCAUCGAUUUAGUAAGAGACUUAUUGAUCGCUUAUCCAGGCUCGUAUGCUCUUGUUGUUAGCACAGAAGUCGUUAGCCAUACCUGGUACUGCGGCAAUGACCCCGACAUGCUUCUCCCUAAUUGCUUCUUCCGCAUGGGCGCCGCCGCAAUGUUGCUCUCAAGCUGCCGCCCUGACCGGUGGCGCUCCAAGUACCAACUCAAACAGCUGGUUCGAACGCACAAAGGCAUGGAUAAUAGAAGCUUCAAGUCGAUACAUCUAAAGGAAGAUGCAGAAGGGAGGCGAGGGCUAUCAGUGAGCAAGGAAGUGAUCGAGGUGGGCGGCCAUGCCCUCAAGGCAAACAUCACAACUCUAGGCCCUCUAGUUCUACCGAUCUCUGAGCAAUUUCAUUUCUUCAAGAAUUUGCUCUCCAGGAAGAAAACGAAACCAUACAUCCCAAACUACAAGCUGGCGUUCGAGCACAUAUGCAUAUUGGGGACAAGCAAGAAAGCGUUGGAUGAAAUUCAGAAGAACUUGGAUCUCACACACGAGUACAUGGAGGCUUCAAGGAAAACUUUGGAGCGAUUUGGGAAUACUUCGAGCAGUAGUGUGUGGUAUGAACUGGCUUACUUGGAGGCAAAUAAAAGGAUGAAGAGAGGUGACAGAGUUUGGCAAAUUGCACUGGGAUCGGGCAUCAAGUGUAAUAGUGUCGUGUGGAAGGCUCUUAGAGAUGUUGAAAGGCCUCAGCAGAGCCCAUGGUUUGAUUGAUUAAUCAAAUUAAAAAAAAGUUGAAAAUUGAUUCAUAUAUAGCAAUGUCUGUAAAACUUCUGCCUAAUAAUAACUGAAUUUAACUUACAUCUAGAAAUUCAUGGGACUUUUGACAUAAAUCAAGACACCAAUUAUUAAC
Molecule: messenger RNA, 1747 nt
Organism: Mangifera indica (mango)
Lineage: Eukaryota; Viridiplantae; Streptophyta; Magnoliopsida; Sapindales; Anacardiaceae
Product: 3-ketoacyl-CoA synthase 15-like
Exons: 3
Coding region: 85-1608 (507 amino acids)
Biological process (GO): fatty acid biosynthetic process
Cellular component (GO): membrane
Molecular function (GO): acyltransferase activity, transferring groups other than amino-acyl groups
Source: RefSeq, a predicted model, not a curated record